AUGUCCGCCUCUAGACAGCUCGGCAGACUCGCCUCGCAGCGAGCUACCACCUUCGCUCGCCCUGCCUACCGCCGCACUCACAAUGUUCGAUUCCAAUCGACUUCGACUGGCUCCAGUGGCAGCUCCAUGUCGCAUGCCAUCUCUGGUCUUGCUGGUGGUGCUGUGACGGCCGCCGCUCUCUACGGCUUCUACUCAUACUCCUCGGUCGGCAAGGCUGCCGGUGCCGUCUCCAAGACCAUUACCAAUGCCAACCAGACCUUCGAGACGGCAGCGAAGCAGCUUCAGCAGGGCGCUGUCCCUGAUGCCGACAAGGCUGUUGAUGCUGUCAAGGAGUUUGUCAUGUCAUACGCUAGCUGGAUCCCCGGUGGCAAGGCCUACGUCGACAAGAUCUUUGAGGACCUCAAGGCCGUGCAGAACAAGCACAAAGGCGAAGUCAACGACCUCGUCAAAAACCUCUAUAAGAAGAUGCAGGACAUCUCAAAGGGCGGAUUGACUGUGGAGAGCGCCUCCAAGGCUGCUGACGCCCUUAGCGAGUUCGGCGAGGGCAUUGCCACUCUUUCGACCCACGCUGCUGGAGAUAUUCUUGAGCAGGUCCCUGAGGUGAAGAAGCACCUUGGUGGCGUUGUGGACCAGCUUCAGUCGCUGAGCAAGGAGCACGGUGCGGAUGUUGAGAAGCAGGUCACGGAGGUCUGGGGCAAGGUCAAGGAUAUCUUUGCUGGAGGCUUUUCCGCAGAGAACAUUGCCAAGGCUAAGAAGCUCGCGGAAGACAAGCUUGCUGAGCUGCAGAAGCUUGGUGACGAGACGUGGAAGAAGGCCCUCAAGGAGGCCGAGCCAUACCUUGAGAAGAACCCCAAGGUCAAGGAGCUUAUUGAGAAGAACGCCGAUGUGCUGAAGAACGGAAAUGCCAGGGAGCUCUUUGAGAAGGCUAAGAAGGCUGUCGACUCUAAGAACCUUGACGACCUUCAAAAGUAUGUUGAGGGAGCUGCUGCCAAGGCUAGCAAGGCUGCCUCGGACUGGAACGUUGGCUUCCUCCAGCAGAUCCCGCAUAUGAGCGAGAUCCUGCCCAAGCUUAAGGAGCUUUCGGAAUUGGCUGAGAAGCGCAAGGGCGAGGGCGAGAAGCUGCUCAAGGAGACGUUUGAGGAGCUGAAGCAGGUUAUUGAGAAGAGGGCUGAGAGUGCAAAGAAGCUCGCUGGCGAGGUUGAGAAGGAUGUUAAUGACGCCAAGAAGUCCAAGUAG
Molecule: messenger RNA, 1236 nt
Organism: [Torrubiella] hemipterigena
Lineage: Eukaryota; Fungi; Ascomycota; Sordariomycetes; Hypocreales; Clavicipitaceae
Source: the annotation of a GenBank genome assembly